GACUUCCUCUGGACUUCCACAACACUGAGAUCCUGACUGAUGUUACAGAGUCCACCUCAGUGGACGUGCUGCUGACAAACCUCAUCCAGGGGGAAACUGCUUCCCUCUGCUCGCCUCUGGAUAACCACACGACCUGCAGCAGCCAAUCAGAUCCCUCCUGAGUGUGUUGACAUGGUGACAGAGGUCAGAGGGUUCACUGACCCUCAGAAGGAGGACUACUUCAGGAAGAGGUUCAGAGAUGAGGAGCAGGCCAGCAGGAUCAUCUCCCACAUCAAGACCUCACGAAGCCUCCACAUCAUGUGCCACAUCCCAGUCUUCUGCUGGAUCACUGCUACAGUUCUGGAGGAUGUGUUGAAAACCAGAGAGGGAGGAGAGCUGCCCAAGACCCUGACUGAGAUGUACAUCCACUUCCUGGUGGUUCAGUCCAAACUGAAGACCAUCAAGUAUGAUGGAGGAUCUGGGACAGAUCCACACUGGAGUCCAGAGAACAGGAAGAUGAUUGAGUCUCUGGGAAAACUGGCUUUUGAUCAGCUGCAGAAAGGAAACCUGAUCUUCUAUGAAUCAGACCUGACAGAGUGUGGCAUCGAUAUCAGAGCAGCCUCAGUGUACUCAGGAGUGUUCACAGCAGAUCUUUAAAGAGGAGAGAGGACUGUACCAGGACAAGGUGUUCUGCUUCGUCCAUCUGAGUGUUCAGGAGUUUCUGGCUGCUCUUCAUGUCCAUCUGACCUUCAUCAACUCUGGAGUCAAUCUGCUGUCAGAAGAA
This is a messenger RNA of Lates calcarifer (barramundi perch), 763 nucleotides long. Its product is annotated as protein NLRC3-like. Bases 172 to 636 code for a protein of 154 amino acids. NCBI's taxonomy places the organism in Eukaryota, Metazoa, Chordata, Actinopteri, Centropomidae. The transcript has a single exon. The record is from RefSeq and is a predicted model, not a curated record.